GGGGCAGAGUGACUGCGGCAGGUUACCAUAACGCAGAUUGUGCGCUCCCUCAACAGUUUCUAUGGGCUUACAUAACACCUUGUUUAUGGUAAUCAGGGACUUUAUUUUACAACCUCUUAAAAUAUUCGUCGUAGUAGCUAAGUAAAGUAGUAUUUAAGUCACUUUUAACAGCAGACUUUAUAGCGGAUAUACAACUUGUCGACUACCUCCUACUAUGGCUCCUCACCCACACUUCUCGGGACAGAUAACAUGAGGAGGACGCAGCGUGCAGAGUGCUGCUGCUGCUGCUGCUGCCUUGCUUUAGUGGUUGGUGGUUAUAUCUUGGCCCAAACCUAUAGAUGACAGCCGACAGGAUCAUGGCACCAGAUGGGACUUUCCCCUUUUUGUACGAGGAGGACCCGGGUUUCUCCACUGGCUCCUCUGCCAUGUCCAUUGACAACUUGUUCCCUGCGUUACUGGAGUGCUUUGGCAUUAUUCUGUGUGGGUACAUAGCGGGAAGGACUAACAUCAUCACCUCCACCCAGGCCAAAGGGUUGGGGAACUUUGUGUCCAAGUUUGCCCUUCCCGCAUUGUUGUUCAAAAAUAUGGUGCUGCUGGACUUUGCCAACGUCAUCUGGCCAUUCUUGUGGAGCAUCCUCAUUGCCAAAGCCUCAGUGUUUGUAAUUGUGUGUCUUCUAACAUUGUUCGUAGCCUGCCCUGAGAGUCGAUUCAGUAAAGCUGGUCUCUACUCAAUUUUUGCCACCCAAAGCAAUGAUUUUGCUUUAGGGUAUCCUAUUGUUGCAGCCCUCUACAAGAACACAUACCCAGAAUACCUCCAGUACAUUUACCUGGUCGCACCUGUGUCACUAAUGAUCCUCAACCCUAUAGGAUUCGGGUUUUGUGAAAUCCAAAAGUGGAAAAACCAGAUCAACCACCAACAAGGCAAAAUUGUCAUAGUUGGACAUGUUAUUCUACAGGUCCUGAAGAAUCCUAUAGUAUUUAUGGUUAUUUUUGGUAUCAUUGCACACUUUGUACUGCAUCAAAGAAUCCCUGCAUUCAUGGCAGAAUUUGUUGAUGGGUUGGCUAACUCUUUUGGAGGAGCAGCUCUUUUCUAUUUGGGUCUGUCCAUGGUGGGUCAGCUGAGGAAGUUAACCAAGUCCACUGUUGUGACUCUGAUACUGCUCAUCACUGCAAAACUGUUAUUAUUACCCCUUGUUUGUAAAGACAUGGUGGAGCUGUUGGACAACAGCAAUACUAGCACCUUAAACCAUACCAGUCUCUCCAACUAUGCUUUUCUCUAUGGAGGCUUCCCAACUGCUCCAAGUGUGGCCAUCUACGCUGUUUACUACAAUGCAGAAGUUGAAGUUGUGACGUCCGGCAUGGUCAUUAGCACUUUUCUGUCAGCCCCUAUAAUGUAUGUCUCUGCCUGGCUGUUGACAAUCAACUGGAUGGAUCCAGAUGUUUUGAGGAAAUCGCUGCAGAAUGUCAGCUUCAACAUUAGCAUAGUGGGACUAGUUGUUUUGGUUUGGACGAUAAGUGUCAUGUUUCUCAGUAAAAAAUUCAAGAGGCUACCUCACAAGUUCGCGGCCAAUUUAUUCUUUGCUCAGUUCAUGACAUGCCUUGGAAUGAUCCUGUGGAACUAUAUUGUUUACACGGACAACUUCAUUGGACAGAUCUUUACAUUCACAAUAUUAUGCAUCUCUCUUUACAGCACUUAUGUGUGGUCAGGUUUGAUAGCCCUGUCUCUUGUUCUACUGAAAAAGUAUGAGGAUAUGAAAGUGUCAUCAGGCAUGUUGGUCAUUGUGGGCUGGGGAAUUCCUGCCUUUGUAACAAGCAUUUUGCUCAUUUCUGGGGAAAUGGUGUCUGGCACUAUAGAUUUUGCUUUCUUUUACGGCAAGGCUCAGAUAAUCUGCUCCACAGUAGUGGCUGCCCUGAGUAUACUCCUUGCAGGCAGCUCUCUUGUGUGUCUCAGCAGAGGAACCUGGGCACAAAAGGAUGAGGGAAACUCGCCCACUAUUGAAGACACUCUAGUGGAACCUGAUAGCCCAAGUAUUUCUGAGUCAAAUGGUUUUUCAGGUGAUAGUGACAGAGCUUGCCUCAUAUGUGACUGUGCCCCACCUCAGCCCAUGCCUGAUAUGAUCAUAAGCACCAAUAUGAACAACCAGCCCUCACUCAGAGGUCAGUGUGAGAAUAACUGUGAGCAGACGGAGUGUCUGCUCAUUCAGCAGGAGGAAGAGCGGUUGCAGCUUGUCGACAGACAGGUGGCCCGACAUCUUAUCUUGUGUCUACUCCUCACUGUCUGCUUGUUUGCUAACUUGUCCAGCUGCCUGUGGUUGCUGUUGAAUUCUGUUCCAGGUAGACUGUAUUUAGAGCUGCAGUUUUUCUGUGCAGUGGCUAACUAUGGGCAGGGACUUCUCUCAUUUGCACUGUUUGGGCUGGACAAACAUUUUAUCAUUCUGCCAUUUAAAAGAAGGUUAUACUCCCUGUGGAGUAGAAGACAGACGGAGCAACCCCGGACAGAUCUCCCAGAGGAUAUCAGGAUGACCUGCACUCAGUUCACCAAAUACCACAAAGACCAGUGUAGUGAGGAUAUUGUCAGACAGAGAAGGUGUGGCAAGAGGACUAUGGUGGCCUGUUUUCUGGGUUCUGAGCUAGUAGACUGGCUGUUGCAGGUGGGGCUAGCCCUGGACCGUGGGGAGGCUGUUCUCUAUGGGACAAGGCUGCAACAAGGCGGUUUGCUACAGCAUGUUAACCAUCUGCAUGGUUUCCAGGACAGUCCUCUAUAUUACCGAUUCACAGAAUAAAAAAAUAUUUCAAAAAUGAGAUGUCAGCUCAUGAUCAAAUAAUGCCACUUAUUUACAUUAAGGGAAUGUUGCUUCUACUUCUAUAUAAAAAUCGAAUUCCUUAAUAACCCUCUGUGACAACUAUAAGUUAGGUGUAUGACUAAAGCACAUAAUUCACACAAUUUGCUAACGUCAAAGUAAUUUCAUGCGAUACGACAAAAUCACCCCAGUGCUAUUUCAAAGGUUUCUUUUGAUUAUCUGCUGUUUUUUCACCAUUAGGUAUGGCCUCAAGUAGUGCCUCAGUGUAGAAAUACUUUGCCUAAAUACCUCAAUACUUAUCAAAACCAAAGAAGGGAUUAUGUCAUUUGUACAUGGCAUUCAUGAGGUACUAUGGUGACAUUUCAU
This is a messenger RNA of Periophthalmus magnuspinnatus, 3167 nucleotides long. RefSeq names its product G protein-coupled receptor 155a (gene gpr155a). NCBI's taxonomy places the organism in Eukaryota, Metazoa, Chordata, Actinopteri, Gobiiformes, Gobiidae. Gene Ontology annotation, cellular component: membrane. The record is from RefSeq and is a predicted model, not a curated record. The transcript has 16 exons. Gene Ontology annotation, biological process: transmembrane transport; intracellular signal transduction. The coding region runs from base 339 to 2783 and encodes 814 amino acids.